This is a messenger RNA of Nerophis ophidion (straightnose pipefish), 13236 nucleotides long. RefSeq lists its product as uncharacterized. Gene Ontology annotation, molecular function: zinc ion binding; nucleic acid binding. The record is from RefSeq and is a predicted model, not a curated record. NCBI's taxonomy places the organism in Eukaryota, Metazoa, Chordata, Actinopteri, Syngnathiformes, Syngnathidae. The transcript is spliced from 2 exons. The coding region runs from base 1940 to 3460 and encodes 506 amino acids.
GGAAGUGUCUCGUCAUUCUGAUGAGAGCCACCAGUCUGUGAACAACUGAAACGUUUUAUGUGCUUUUUCCUCCUGUUUAACAGGUUAGUUCUGGUGAAUCAACUCACUGAGUGGUAUCUAUAUGGUCAUUAUAAUUUUAAGUACACGUUCUGAUGGUGGAGCCUAAUUCUAAAGUGUUUGCAAGGUGUAGUUAGUGUUUGUGAAUGAAUCCAGUGCCGAGCACAGUAGUAUGGCUGCAGUAAUCAAUACAAAAUGGCGACGUGAGUGCGCAAUGUUUGUAUAGGAACUUAUGAUCCUAAUUCAGACUCCCAAAUUAGAGUUCCCGUUUUCUUAUUGAUUUUGUAAUAUAUUUUGUAUAAUGUGUGUGUUCUGAAAAAGGUUUUACAUGCUAUUUUAUUGUGUUUGGACAUGGUUAUAUAAGUUAAGCUCUCAGGAAUGGUCAAUGAACAUUUCAAGAACAGUAACUUGAUGCUGCUAUUACAAGAAGAACAAUAUGAAGAAAAGUAAAGUGCUUAAAUGAAUGUUGCUAAAAAGUGCAUUAGGGCCACGUUAAUUCCUCAUCCAGGCAGUGUACGAUGUGCUUCCAAGCCCAUCUAACCUGCACACAUGGGGCAUAGCAGAGACACCAGCAUGCCCAUUGUGUUCCAAGUGAGGAACCCUGGAACACAUCCUCAGCUGCUGCACCAGGGCACUUGGAGAUGGACGGUACCGCUGGAGGCAUGACCAAGUCCUUAAGACCAUUGCUGAAACCAUCAGCGCAGGACUUGUUUGGGCGAAGCAGUUCCGACCCUCCAAGAAAAUCAUCGCCUUUGCCAGAGCUGCCAGAAGAACUUCUGCGGGCAUUCUAACCUCUGCAAGAGACUGGCAGCUGUUGGUGGAGCUUGAACAUCAGCUGAAGUUCCCCAGCCACAUUGCAGUCACCAUCCUGCGACCAGACAUUGUCCUUGUGUCUGAGUCCACCAAGCAGGUAGUAGUGCUGCUGGAGCUGACCGUCCCAUGGGAAGACCGCCUGGAAGAAGCCUUUGAGAGGAAGCUCUCCAAGUACGCGGGACUGGUCAGUGACUGUCAGCAGGCUGGCUGGAGAGUGAGGUGCCUCCCAGUUGAGGUUGGAUGUAGGGGUUUUGCAGCCCGCUCCUUGACCAGAGCCUUCAGCACUUUGGGCAUCGAGGGAGAGAGAAGGAGGAGAGCCAUCCGCAGUACCACCGAUGCGGCAGAGAGGGCCUCAAGAUGGCUGUGGUUCAAAAGGGGAGAGCCAUGGAGUCAUGGUAGCUAGCUAGCCAUCUGGACACAAGCUGGGGUCUGAUCAGCCCCGGCUGGGUCACCUGGAGGAGGGUGUAUGAUGUUGAAAGACCCGAAACACCCGAUGAUUCCAGGCACAUCACAGAAGAUGUGUCCAGAGGCAUCAGUAGAUGUAUGUACACAGCGAAGGACAUUUUUAUCUGACUGCUUGUCCUGGCUACUUGGGACCUGCAACAGAUAUUUGGGAGCUUGUCCGGGAUCGGCAACACCAUUGAUGUUUUGACGGUUGCUGAUCCAGUGAUACCUAUGAACCCGAAGGCCAUAGUGACUGCACGUUACUGAAGUGAGGUGGCGUGUCUGCGGUGCGGCUACAGAGCAGAGGUGGUGUGUCUACAGUGCGGCUACAGCGACGAGGUGGCGUGACUGCAGGAGAACUACAGUGCAGAGGUGGCGUGACUGCAGUGCGACUUCAGUACAGCGGUGACGUGCGACCAUAGAGCCAAAGCAACUACAGGGGCUGCAGUGCAACUACAGUGACUCAGUGCUACUACAGAGGCUAUGUGAAGUGGCUGCAAAGCGACGGCAAAAGCAAGGUGUCAUCACUGCAGCUAAGGCCAUGCCUGAAGGACGCAAAGAACUCCUAUGAAGUAUCAAAAAGCAACUAUACCAUCUCUCAGGCACCGAAGCCUAUUAGCUUGCGAUGUCCAUCGGAAUUGAUCAUCCAGGCACAGAUGAGUUGAGCUCAGCCAAUGAGGAAAGCUGCAUCGACCAUAUCCUUUCCUUUAUGCAAUCUGAUGAUCUGUUUAAUUCUAAUGAUGAGGGUAUUGGUCGUUUGAUGAUAUUGAAUGAUGUAAUAUUGAAGGCUAUCAAAAAACGUGAUUGUUUUGAAUUACCUGUUUUUGUUUCAAAUGAUGAGCCAUCUUGUUCAAAUGCACCACCCACACACUCAGGUGACACUACAUAUCACAGUACACACACCCACACAACAACACCAGAUAUGAAGCAACUACAAGCCAUGUAUGAAGAACUAGGUAGGAAGUUACAGGAAUGUGUGACUCCCAACACAUCUUCUGGCCUGACAACCACAACUAACGCACACCUGAACAACAAUGAUGCAAAUGACCCCCUAAUGACUUUAAGAACACCAGCACAAGAUGGAAACCAGCCAAGUCACCAUAGUGAUAUCGAACCCACACCACGCCAAACUCCCGAGAGGUUGGUCUCCCUACAAGAUCUUGCUUAUCUCCAGCGAAAAGAGUUCAGGAUACAUGGGGGCCAAAUAAGUGACACAACAUCUGAUGUCAGCUACAACAGCUUAUGCAAACAAACAGAUGAAGGUCUCAGAGAGAAACACACUGAGGGGGAGGUCAUUAGAGGGGUGCUCCGUGCAAUCAAACCUGGCAACUUCAGGGAUAUGUUGACAAACAAAGACGACUUGACUGUCACAGAACUCAAAAGCUUCCUCCAGUCACACCUAGGUGAAAAGGGAUGCACAGAGCUCUUUCAGGACUUGAUGUGUGCCAAGCAACAUGAAAAUGAGACACCACAGCAAUUCUUGUAUAGAAUGAUUGGCCUCAAACAAAAGAUUAUGUUCACUACUAAACAGACAAGCUCAGUAGUAAAGUAUGAUACCUCUACAAUACAGUGCAUAUUCUUGAACACAAUAUGUCAGGGAAUAGGAGAGAAGUAUGAUGAUGUCAAACGUGAGCUCAAGCCUCUCCUUGCUGACCCAACAGUAUCUGAUGAAGCUUUGCUGCGACAGGUGAUAAAGACCACCACAGAGGAAAGUGAGAGAAAGCGCCGAUUUGGUCGCAGCUCUGCCCGUAAAGUAAGUCAGGCCCAUAGCACCCAGGCUGAACCUGAGGAGAAAGGUAAGAGUGAGGUAAAAGUCAACAUGGUCAAUAAAGAUGACACAGUACAUAGACUUAGCUCCCAGGUUGAAGCAUUGACCCAGGCAAUGGAUACCCUGAAACAGCUGGUCACGCAGGCUCAUGCACCAGACCAACGCUGUGCACCAACACCUUACUGUGACCCUGACAAGCCCAGAACUCAGAGAAAGACACAGAGACCCUAUGGCUGCACACAAUGUGUUGCACAGUCCAAUCCAAAUUGCAACCACUGCUUUGCAUGCGGAGAACAAGGCCAUCAUGCAAUUGGGUGUUUGAAGAAACUGAAACCGUCGGGAAACGAGGCGCGGUCAAGACAGAGGGACAACCUUUGACCGCUCCUGCACCCAUGUCCCAACCCCAAACAGGCCCAAAACCAAAGCCAGCUAAGAUCAGUGAUGCAAACACAAUACAAUCCCAUAUUACAUCACAGCCAUGCAAGCUAGUAGCCCCACUCAUUGGCCGCAAAUCCCUGCUGAAAUGUAGUAUGGGUGGCUACGCUGUCACUGUCCUGCUGGACACAGGUAGUAUGGGUGGCUACGCUGUCACUGUCCUGCUGGACACAGGAGCUAAUGUGAGCCUCAUUGACCGCACAUGGAAAAACAAAUAUCUGCCUGGCCAAGAUAUUCGACCUCUCUGUGAGGUACUGGAUAGAGAGCUGAAUGUUUCGGCAGUCACAGGUGAUGAGGUGUCUUACGACGGAUGGGUUGAAGUGGUGGUAAACCUGCAAGGCAAUGAUGAUCCAGACUUAUCCAUCCGUGUACCCUUCCUAGUGAGUUGCCUGAAACUAGACAGACCAUUAGUUGGUUUUAAUUUAAUCCAAAAACUCAUUAAGAGCAAUGAAGGCCGGCCUAAACUCAUGUCCAUUCUGUCUAACCUCCUUGCAGGUGCCAUGGAGAUUGAUGAUGUUAGUGCUGGGGCCAUAGUGAGUUUUAUUCGGACUCAGAACUCCCCAAAAGAGGAACAUGCUACUGUAAAAGUGGGUUUCAAAGAGGUCACAAUUUGUUCAGGUCAGGUAGUUUACGUUAAGUGCAGGGUUCCAGUCAAGAUUAACCCCUCAGAGUCAUUUGUGUUGUUUGAACCCAACCUUGACAGUGUACAGCUGGAGUCAUUGAGCAUUGGAGCAGGCCUAAUGGAGAUUCACCAGACUGAUAGGUGUUUCAUUAAGGUGCCCAUGUCAAACCACUCCCAACAUUAUGUGACCUUGCCAAGCUUUACAGUCCUAGGCAGCAUUGAGUCCAUUGACAAAGUCAUAGAGACAGACAGUCCCCACAGUGACCCUAAAAGUAUUCAGGUUAAUACUGCUGACUCCUCAUCUCCUCCCAGCUCUAAUCAGGCCCCAACCACUGCAGACCUGUGGCACCCACCAGUGGAUGUCAGUCAUCUGACAGAUGAUCAACAAGAGGAGGUGAAACAAAUGUUGAUGGAGGAACCAGGAGCUUUUGCUCGCAAUGAGGGUGACAUUGGGGACAUCCCAAGCCUCCAUAUGACCAUAAGUCUGAAAGAUGACAUUCCAGUCCAAAAAACAUAUUCAUCCAUUCCCAAACCACUAUAUUAAGAGGUCAAACAAUACAUCCAAGAGCUGCUUGCAAAAGGAUGGAUUGUCAAGUCAAAAUCACCCUUUGCAGCACCUGUUGUCUGUGUCAGAAAAUGUGAUGGAUCUCUGAGACUGUGUAUUGAUUACAGGCAGUUGAACCAGAAAACAGUGCCAGAUCGCCACCCACUACCUCGCAUCCAGGAUCUCUUGGACACCCUGGGCGGCCACAGCUGGUUCACCAUUCUUGACCAAGGCAAAGCCUAUCAUCAGGGCUACUUAGCUGAAGGAUCCCGCCACAUGACAGCCUUCAUAUCGCCUUGGGGUCUACAUGAGUGGCUGAGAAUACCGUUUGGUCUCAGCAAUGCCCCUGCUGCUUUCCAACGCAGCAUGGAGGAGAUGCUUGUCACCUUGCCUGAUGACUGCUGUAUUCCUUACCUUGAUGACAUUCUCUGCUACUCCAAGUCCUUUGCUGAUCAUGUCGAUGCAGUGCGUCGUGUCCUGAGAGCCCUGCAACGUCAUGGAGUCAAGCUGCGACCCACAAAAUGUGAGUUGUUCAAGCCAGAGGUCAGAUAUGUGGGGAGGUUGGUGUCAGCUAAUGGAGUGAGAAUAGACCCAAAAGACAUCGAGGCUGUAAUGUCGCUGAGGGAGAAAAGACCCACUACGGUGGGGGAUGUCCGAAAACUGCUAUGUUUUCUGAGUUACUUUAGAAUGUACAUUCAAGAUUUCUCCCGCAUCGCUAAGCCAAUAUAUGGGCUGCUACAAGUGAAAGUAAAUCCUGAUGCAACACAGGGGAAAACAAAGAAAGGUAAAGGGGCACAGUUACCUUCAAAGACCCCCAUUCAGUGGACUGCUUGUCACCAGACCAUCCUUGAGCAGCUCAUUGACAUCUUGUCACACCCACCUACACUAGGGUACCCUGACUUUGAACUUCCCUUUACACUACACACAGACGCCUGUCAGCAGGGACUCGGUGCAGUCUUGUACCAGCGACAGAGUGGAAAGCUGAAGGUCAUCGCAUAUGGUUGAAGGACAUUGACCCCCGCUGAAAAGAACUAUAGCCUUCACUCUGGAAAUCUGGAGUUCUUAGCCUUAAAGUGGGCGGUAUGUGAAAAAUUCAGGGAUUAUCUGUUUUAUGCCCCAUCCUUCACAGUGUAUACAGAUAAUAAUCCACUGACAUACGUGAUGAGUACUGCAAAGCUAAAUGCCACAGGCUACAGAUGGGUUGGAGAGCUUGCUGACUUCAGAUUCAACCUAAAGUACAGGCCUGGAGAAGUCAAUGUGGAUGCUGACACACUCUCUUGUCUCCCACUGGACAUAAACAGUUAUGUUGAGGAGUGUACUGAAGAGCUCGACAGAGAUGCAAUACGUGCUACUUGGGAAGGAAGUGAGGCUAUAAAAAGGUAUGACAUUGCCUAUGUUGCUUCUCUUAACCUGGCCCAAAGUUCAGAGUCUCAAGUUAAGUACUCGAUUACUGUAACGUAUUAUUUUUGGGACUCCCAUGUCUAGCAUUAAAAGAUUACAGUUGGUACAAAAUGGGGCUGCUAGACUUUUGACAAGAACAAGAAAGUUUGAUCACAUUACGCCUGUACUGGCUCACCUGCACUGGCUUCCUGUGCACUUAAGAUGUGACUUUAAGGUUUUACUACUUACGUAUAAAAUACUACACGGUCUAGCUCCAUCCUAUCUUGCCGAUUGUAUUGUACCAUAUGUCCCGGCAAGAAAUCUGCGUUCAAAAGACUCCGGCUUAUUAGUGAUUCCUAGAGCCCAAAAAAAGUCUGCGGGCUAUAGAGCGUUUUCCGUUCGGGCUCCAGUACUCUGGAAUGCCCUCCCGGUAACAGUUCGAGAUGCUACCUCAGUAGAAGCAUUUGAGUCGCACCUUAAAACUCAUCUGUAUACUCUAGCCUUUAAAUAGACCUCCUUUUUAGACCAGUUGAUCUGCCGCUUCUUUUCUUUUUUCUCCUAUGUCCCCCCCUCCCUUGUGGAGGGGGUCCGAUCCGAUGACCAUGGAUGAAGUACUGGCUGUCCAGAGUCGAGACCCAGGAUGGACCGCUCGUCGGGACCCAGGAUGGACCGCUCGCCUGUGUAUCGGUUGGGGACAUCUCUACGCUGCUGAUCCGCCUCCACUUGGGAUGGUUUCCUGUGGACGGGACUCUCGCUGCUGUCUUGGAUCCACCUUGAACUGAACUCUCGCAGCUGUGUUGGAGCCACUAUGGAUUGAACAUUCACAGUAUCAUGUUAGACCCGCUCGACAUCCAUUGCUUUUGGUCCCCUAGACCACAUCUGUGGUCCUCUCCAAGGUUUCUCAUAGUCAGCAUUGUCACUGGCGUCCCACUGGAUGUGAAUUCUCCUUGCCCACUGGGUGUGAGUUUUCCUUGCCCUUUUGUGGGUUCUUCCGAGGAUGUCGUAGUCAUAAUGAUUUGUGCAGUCCUUUGAGACAUUUGUGAUUUGGGGCUAUAUAAAUAAACAUUGAUUGAUUGAUUGAAGUACCCAGUACCGACCAUCAGCCAAAGUGAACUAAUCAGAGCUCAGAUGCAGGAUGCAGCCAUCAGUGAGAUAAUCAAGCUGAAACAGACAAAGACAGCACUGACAAAUGAGGACAGGAGGAAAGGAGGUGGCCCUGUGAAAAGACUCAUGCAUGAGUGGGGUAAACUGUAUAUGAAAUGUGGCUUUCUGUACAGGAGUGCAGGGGGACGACAGCAGCUUGUCCUACCUUCUGAAUAUCGGGCCCUUGUAUUGAAGCAUCUCCAUGAUGACAUGACACAUCUAGGAUCAGAGAGAGUCAUUGGACUGGCAAGAGAUCGUUUUUAUUGGCCCUUCAUGAAAAAGGACAUUGAGGCUUAUGUCACAAAAAAGUGCCCCUGUAUCAAGAAAAAGAAACCCGUGGUACAUGACAGAGCACCAAUGGGCAGUAUCAUGACCAGUGCACCUCUUGAGCUUGUAUCUAUCGAUUACAUGCACUUGGAGCAAAGUAAGGGUGGAUACGAAUACAUCUUAGUAGUCAUAGACCACUUCACCAGAUUUGCCCAAGCAUAUCCAACACGAAACAAGACUGGCAGAACAGCUGCAGAGAAAAUAUUUAAUGACUUUAUCCCUCGCUUUGGUUUUUUUAUCCAAAUUGCACCAUGAUCAAGGCAGAGAGUUUGAGAACUCCCUGUUUAAGACCCUUCAGCAACUGUCUGGGGUGGGACACUCCAGGACAACCCCAUACCAUCCACAGGGAAACCCUGCCGAGAGAUUCAAUCAGACGUUGCUUCAGAUGUUGAGAACACUGCAAGAGGAGAAAAAGAGCAACUGGAAGGAUCAUUUGCCACAGGUGGUGCACGCAUACAACUGCACUAGACAUGAGGCAACAGGUUUUUCACCCCACUACCUCAUGUUUGGGCGCCACCCCCUCCUCCCCGUUGAUCUACUCUUUGGUCUGUCCUCUGAAGAGGAGGGUGAAACACCCCAAGGGUAUGCGGACAAAUGGGCUGCGAGAAUGAAAGAGGCCUACCGCAUUGCAUCCGAGAACAGUCAGCAGUCUAGUGCAUGAGGAAAGAGACGGUAUGACCUUCAUGUGAAGGGGACCGUUCUACAGCCUGGUGACAGGGUUUUAAUUCGCAACAUAAGUGAGAAAGGAGGUCCAGGAAAGCUCAGGUCCUACUGGGAACAAACGGUAAACAUUGUUAAGGAACAAAUAAAUGACAGCCCUGUUUACAAAGUGUCUCCAGAGACAGGUGGUGGCAAGGUCCAUACUCUCCAUAGGAAUCUCCUCCACCUGGUAAAUGACUUACCUGUGAGUGUGGCUGAAGAGUCAAAGAACCAAGCAGAGACUAAGGAAAGGCAGAGAAAGAGGAAUAAGGUUGAAAGGAAUGUAGAGAGAGAGAUGUUCCAAUGCAGUGCUUCAUCUGACUCUGAUGAAGAUGGCCCAAGACCACAGUACUGGCUCAGAGUAUCAAGGCCAGCAGAGUCACAAAGGUCAAAUAUGACAACCACCCAUGUGCCUCAAAGAAACCCUGUUACUUCUCCAUCUUUACAUGAACAAGCAAGGCUGACCACACAAGCAGGAGAGCACAGACAGCCUCCUAGCUUCACAGCAGAGGAACCUGAACUGAUGGAGCAAGAACAAUCCAGUGAACAUGAAUAUGAACCGAAUGCUGAAAAUGAACAUUGCCAAGCCAGGUAUGACACUAACCAAGACAGUCCUACAUCCCCUCAGUGUGGUACAGUCAAGAGACCAGUGCGAGACAGGAGACCACCCAGGAUACUGACUUACGAGUCUCUUGGUCAGCCAUCCUACCAGUCAAUUGGGUCAGUCAACAAUAUCGGACUUUGUGGGCCACAGACAUUGCCAGCAUGGGGAAUACAAUCAGGCCCAACACCACAUUACCCACCCUAUUCGACACUAUACCCAACACUGCCAUACACUGUUAUGAUGCCAUACAUUGUCCCUUCCUUUGCAUACUAAUAUACAAGUUUUGAUUUGAAAAAAAAAAAGUGUACUGAAAAGAGUAUUUGGUUUUUGAAUGCCGGGAGUCAUUUUCUUUGUCGGGGAGCGUGUGACUCACCCAUAAUGUGUCACAUUUUUGUGUUGAUUUAUUUAUUUUAUUUUGUGGUUUGAAUUCGUUUUGAAGCUGUCAUCCCACAUGUGUCGAUAUUAAUCUUGGUCAGCAGGGGGCAGUAGAGCGUUUCUUCCUAAUUGAAUGGUAUUACCUGCAGACCGGAAGUGUCUCGUCAUUCUGAUGAGAGCGACCAGUCUGUGAACAACUGAAAAGUUUUAUGUGCUUUUCCCUCCUGUUUAACAGGUUAGUUCUGGUGAAUCAACUCACUGAAUGGUAUCUAUAUGGUCAUUAUAAUUUUAAGUACACGUUCUGAUGGUGUUUGCAAGGUGUAGUUAGUGUUUGUGAAUGAAUCCAGUGCCGAGCACAGUAGUAUGGCUGCAGUAAUCAAUACAAAAUGGCGACGUGAGUGCGCAAUGUUUGUAUAGGAACUUAUGAUCCUAAUUCAGACUCCCAAAUUAGAGCUCCCGUUGUUAAGAUUGUAUAUAUCCACGCUCUUACUCAGUGACUGUGUUAAAGAGGUAGGAUGUUGUAGCGCAUGUUUUCCCCUUGAGGGCGCUCUGGAACUGUGUAGUGUUUAACACAGAAGCAGUUGUGUGUUCAACAGAAGAAGAGAAUAAAAGUCUCCUCGGUGAGAGAACGUUGAUGUUCAAGACUCGUUGAAAGUGUCGUUCAUGUGCACGCAUAAAGAACUCUGUUAAGCUCAAACACCUUAACAGGUUAUGGGCCCAGCAACCCAAAUAACGCCAGGAACUGCAGCAACCCCAGGAACCGCAGUAAUUCCAGGAACCGCAGUGAUUCCAACCAACUCAAGCAAACAAGGCAAGGUAGCGUUGAGUCGACGCACGGACACAGAAGCCAAGGAAGUUUGCAGGUGUGGACUUGAGCUAACAGAGGAUAACUACUUGACCAAGGAUAAAGGUAAUGCAAAUGUGAAGUAUUACACGGAGCAUUAAAGGGACUUUAGCCAAUGAAGUAGCGUGUACUCUCGAAGAAGAAGUAACCGCGGCAAAGUUUGAGCUAAUUAGCAUAGCACAGUGCUAAAGUGCGGAGCUUAAACAAAAAUGGCGACUCGUACUACUGGAGCAGUAUCCCCGCAACUGUACUUCGAUGGAUCCAAAAGCAAGUAUGACCUUUGGGAAGCAAGGUUUUUGGGACACUUACAUAUUUUAAAGUUGAAAGACACUGUUCUAAAUGAACCAGUUGGAGAAGAGCAAGCAGCAGCGGACAGAAUAAAGAAUCCAGACUGCUAUGCAGAGCUCAUAAGGUUGAUCGAUGAUAAAAGCCUGUCUUUAAUUAGACAUGAUGCUACAUACGAUGGAAGGAAAGCACUGAAAAUGCUGAGGGAGCACUACUCAGGAAAAAGCAAGCCACGAAUAAUCAACCUGUACACGUCCUUGACAAAACUACGGAAAGUAGAUAGAGAGUCGACUACGGACUACAUUAUCAGAGCAGAAAACCUGAUUACAGCACUUCGUGAUGCCGGUGAGACUCUCAGUGAUAGUCUGAUCAUAGCCAUGAUUCUUGGAGGACUUCCUGACGCUUACAAGCCAUUAGCUGUACAUGUAACACAAAACGAAGACAAUGUGACAUUUACAGAUUUCAAAAGGAGAUUACGUAUUUACGAAGAGUCAGAGAAAAUUAGUACUGCUGAGCCAACAGACAAUGUGAUGAAAAUGUUCACAAAACAGGAUAGAAAUAUCCAGAAGACGUACACCAGCAGCACUCAAAGUAGAAGUGGAGAUGAAGAUCUGACAUGUUUCAAAUGUGGAUUAAAAGGACACAGAGCAAGAAAUUGUAUCCGAAAAGUGUGGUGCAACUUUUGUAAGAGCAACACACACCAAGAAACCAUAUGCAAAAAGAAAGAUAAACGAGACAAUGUCAAAAAGGUUACUGAUGAACAUUCCAGUGAUUACCUCUUCAAAGCAGCACAAGAAGAAAGUGAGUCAGCACCCAAAAUAAAGAUGAAAGGCAUUAUGGUGGAUGCAGGAGCGACAUCCCACAUUGUAAAUGAUGUGAAUAACUUUACAAGCUUUGACAACACUUUUCAGCCAGAGACUCAUUCAGUGGAACUAGCUGAUGGGACAAGAUGCAGUGGAAUGGCCCAAGGAAGAGGAACAGCUACGAUACAUCUAAUGGAUAGCAAUGGACGACAGCACAGGGCACAACUACAAAACGCUCUGUACAUGCCCUCCUAUCCCCACAACAUCUUUUCAGUGGCGAGAGCAGCCGACGGAGGAGCAACCAUAACUUUCAAGAAAGGACAGAGCCACAUGAUCACUAAAGAUGGUAACAGAUUUAAAAUACACGAACAUGAGAAGCUGUAUUAUCUACCAACUGUUGAUGCGAAUGAAGAUCAGUGUAAAGUUUGUCAUGACGUACAAACAUGGCACGAGAUUCUAGGACACUGCAACUAUGACGAUGUAAUCAAACUCCAAACUGUGGUCAAAGUUAUGGUAAUUAAGGGAAAUGUUAAGCCGGAUCAGAUGUGUGACAUAUGUACAAAAGGCAAGUUUACCCAAACGAGAAAUAGGGAGCUAGAUGCUAAAGCAAAUAAACCCCUGGAGUUAAUCCAUAUAGACCUAGCAGGACCAAUGAAAACUGAGAGCAUAGAAGGACACAAAUACGCACAAUGUUUCACAGAUGACUCUUCAGGUGCUGUAUUAGUAUAUUUCCUUAAGUCAAAAAGUGAUACAGUUACUGCAACAGAAAAGUUCUUAGCAGAUGUAGCACCCUUUGGAGAUGUAAAGUGUAUACGUUCAGACAACGGCACUGAGUUUACAAACAGAGAGUUCCAAAUGUUACUAACAAAGAACAAAAUAAGACAUGAGACGUCAGCGCCUUAUUCGCCACACCAAAAUGGCACAGCAGAGAGAGGAUGGCGAACACUGUUUGACAUGGCUAGAUGCUUACUGAUAGAAAGCAAACUACCAAACUAUUUGUGGAACUAUGCCAUUCAAACAGCAGCUCAUGUUAGAAACAGGUGUUACAAUAGACGGAUAAAGAAAACAGCAUAUGAGUUACUUUCAGGAAAAGUACCAAAUGUGUCACAAAUGCAAAAAUUUGGGUCUACAUGUUUUAGUUACAAACAAGAAAAAGGAAAACUAGACUCCAAAAGUGAACAGGGCAUUUUCAUAGGAUAUGAUCAAAACAGCCCAGCAUUCCUUGUAUAUUAUCCAGAAAUGGAAAAAGUCCAAAAGAUCCGAUUGGUGAAAUUCGCAACCAAAACAAGUGUAGAGAGAGAGACACAAACUUUAGAGCCAUACGCAGGACAUGACAUUGGAAACAGAGACAAUGCAGUCUGUGACAGUGACCAGAAGGAUGAGGAUAGAGUUCAACCUGAAAACAAAACUGAGGAUUUAAAUGAGCAGGAAGAUGUGGAACAGUCAGCGGCAAAUGCCGAAACAGAAAUCAGAAAGAAUCCAUUCAGAGUAAAACAAAAGCCAUCUUAUUUACAAGAUUAUGAGACUGAUGAUUCAUUGGACAGAUUACAAACAUGCGUUGAUUUCUGUUAUCGAGCAGUUUGUGACAUUCCAGAAACUUAUCAGGAAGCCGUGUUAUCAUCCGAGUCAAUGCACUGGAAAAACGCCAUGAAUGAGGAGAUGAAGUCACUAGUGGAAAAUGACACAUUCCAGUUGACUGACUUACCACCAGGUAAGCGAGCUUUAAAAGCUAAGUGGGUUUAUGCACUCAAAACAGACAUAGAUGGAUCUAAUAAAUUUAAGGCAAGAUUUGUUGCUAAAGGAUACGACCAGAGAGCAGGAACUGAUUACGACGAGACGUUUUCACCGACAGCUGACAUGUUAAGUGUAAGAAUUCUCAUGCAGAAGGCGGCACAGGAGGACUUAAUCUUACAUCAGAUGGACGUGAAGACCGCGUAUCUACACGCACCCAUCGACUGCGAAAUCUAUUUAGAACAACCACAAGGUUACGAGAAAAACUCUAACACUGGUGAAAAACUGGUAUGUAAACUAAACAAAUCAUUGUAUGGACUCAAACAGUCGGGCAGAAACUGGAAUACAGUGCUACACACUCA